Messenger RNA from Dothidotthia symphoricarpi CBS 119687, 2187 nucleotides. RefSeq names its product ABC1-domain-containing protein. The coding region runs from base 93 to 2102 and encodes 669 amino acids. The transcript has a single exon. The record is from RefSeq and is a predicted model, not a curated record. NCBI's taxonomy places the organism in Eukaryota, Fungi, Ascomycota, Dothideomycetes, Pleosporales, Dothidotthiaceae.
UCCAUCCGUCGCAAAGAUAACAUGAGUUGAGCUUCCGCUUCCAUGUCUCGCCACACUUUUUGCUCGCUGUUGUCCCCUCACUCUGAACAGCCAUGAUACAUGGCCUGUUCGCUCUACGGAGAGCACAAGCCAAAAAUGCCAGCUCACGGCUGCUGACGUCCGCCUUCGCCCCCGCGCGACCACUUACACAACCACUUUGUCGUCGCCUGCAAACGCAAGCAUGGGAACCUCUACGCCCUCCAAACCCCGCCGACCUGCCCAAGCCAAGGCCUCGAAAGAUCAAGCCGCCUUUUCGCCGCCGCAAAUGGGUGCGCCGCCUCGCUGUCCUAUCUGCGUUGCUCGGCGCCGGGUAUCUGGUUGACAGGCAGUUAUAUGCUUCAGCAGUUCUACGCAGUGCGCGCACGUUCAAAACUGGCCUCUUGAUUGGACUUGACUACAAGAUUAACUUUCGCGCCAAUCCACCGUUGGCGAAGAGUAUCGAGGCGCUGCACGCACGCAAUGCGGAGAGGAUCUUCGACUUGCUGAGGUACAAUGGCGGACUGUAUCUGAAGAUUGGGCAGGCGAUCGCCAUGCAGAGCGCUGUGCUGCCACCUCAGUUCCAAAAGAUGUUUGCCAAGAUGUUCGACGACGCGCCGCAGAACGAAUGGGCAGAGGUCGAGCGGGUCAUACGCGAGGACUUUGGGAAAGGUGCCGAGGAAGUGUUUGGCGUGAGCUUCAGCAAAGAGGAGGGCAAGGGCAUCAUGGAGAAGACAGCGCGAGCGUCUGCCAGUGUGGCCCAGGUACAUUGGGCGAGACUAGCGGACGGUAGAGAGGUUGCCAUCAAGAUUCAAAAGAGGGAGAUUGCACAGCAGGUUGGGUGGGAUCUGUGGGCUUUCAAGGUUGUGGCGAAAGUCUAUACUUGGUGGUUCGGCAUCCCUGUCUACACCCUCGUGCCUUACAUCUCAGAGCGUUUGAUGCUAGAGACAGACUUCGAGAACGAAGCAGAUAACGGCGAGGAGAUGCGACGACUCGUCUCUGGCGAGAAGCGACUGAAUGGUCGAGUCUACAUACCGCAGGUCUACAGGGAACUCUCCAGCAAAAGAGUCAUGACAGCUGAAUGGAUCGAAGGCGUGCGACUCUGGGACAAGGAAGGCAUCACAAACAGCUGGCGGGGUGGAUGGCGUCAAGGCAGUCCAGGAGCAGGCGGUACCCAACUACCAGCCAUUUCGAACCACGAUACCAAACUCGAUACACACGUUCCAGAGGACGCGCCGAGAAACGAGUUUCUCAAACCAGAUCGCACCUCGUGGCGCGGAAGAGAGGGUAAAGGCGGCCUCGGUGUCUCUCUAAAAAUCACGAUGCAGACCAUUGUCGAUCUCUUCUCCGCUCAAAUGUUUCUCUGGGGCCUUGUCCAUUGUGAUCCACACCCAGGCAACAUCUUCAUCAGACGUUUACCUUCCGGCAAACCCGAGGUAGUACUCAUCGACCACGGCCUGUACAUCCGCAUGAACCCAGAGUUUCGCCAUCAAUACGCGCUUUUCUGGAAAUCUUUGCUCGGCUUCGACAACGAAACAAUCAAGGACAUUGCAACGAGCUGGGGCGUUGGAAAUCCUGACAUAUUUGCCUCGGUGACACUCAUGCGACCUUACCAAGGUGGCGAUAACCACACGCUAAACGAACUGAAGAAGGGCGUUACAGGGAAAGACCAACAGGAGCGUGCAUUUGCAAUGCAGGUCAAGGCGCGCGAUGGCAUCAAGCAGAUCUUGGGUGACGACGACAAGUGGCCACGCGAGCUCAUCUUCAUUGGGCGGAAUCUGAGAAUCGUGCAGGGCAACAAUCAGUUCCUCGGCUCGCCUGUCAACCGAAUCAAGAUCACUGGUCUGUGGGCAUCGAGGGCACUGGCUGAGAGCAAGGAUUUGGGGCUGAGUGAGCGGUGGACUAAUUGGGUCAAACACUUGAGGUUCAGGUGUGUGCUUGUGCUAAGCGACGUCGUGUUCCUAUGGAGUAAGGUCAGGCAGAAGCUCGGUGUGGGGAGAGGUAUGGAGGAUGAGAUCGAGGACAGGAUGAAGGUCAUGGCUAAGGACUUUGGUGUCGAUCUGAACCAUGGCGUCUUUGAGGGCUAAGUGGCUUGGAGAUGGAUUCUGGAGAUGUAAUGUAUUGUGUAUUGAUGCAAAGUUACUUCUUUAUGAGAUACGAGAAAUGAUGUAU